Molecule: messenger RNA, 858 nt
Organism: Auanema sp. JU1783
Lineage: Eukaryota; Metazoa; Nematoda; Chromadorea; Rhabditida; Rhabditidae
Source: the annotation of a GenBank genome assembly
AUGACAGCCAUUAUUAGUUCCGUACUUUCCUCAGUCAAAACGUAUGCAUGGAUUUUAUCGCUUCUAUCAUUUAUUCCUGAGUCCUAUUGUCGGGCACGUAGCACUGGUAGAAGUAUAAAAUGGUAUCCUGGAAGCGAUGACUUUUCCUCUGAGCCAUUUCAUUUGAAUUUAUCACAAGGAGACAUUAUUGCGUUUGUAUGCAAACCAGAACUCCCUAUGUCGUUUUAUAGUGUUUCGAAAGAAGAUUACUUCUCGUGUAGGAAAACGAUGCACAGCCUUAACGUAGGAUCUUGUGAUGGCUCAAAUAAUAAGUUUUACCAAACUUUACGUUCCGACUCUCUGAUCCCCUGGAAACCAGAUACUUAUUACAUAAUUGCCGUGGACAAUUAUGGUAAGAGAGAAUAUUGCAAAGAGAGCUAUUUGAAGAUGAUGCUGACUGUAGCCGGUGCGGACCAGCCAAAGGUUAUAUCUACUACAGAACUCAUUCCCGAAGAUACUCCCGAAUUCCGCUUCAAUCCUGCUACUAUUCCUGAAUUCAAAACUAGAAACUCUAGAGACAGAGUCCCUCUAUCAAGAUUACCCGAGCGCUUUCAUGGAGGAAAAGUUUUGACUUCUCAGGAAAUUCUCAAUGGUCGUUUGAAGUUUGUAUCGUGCAUCGGUACAACCGGUAGCGAAGACUUAGGAAGCGAGAAAGAACCAACACGAAAGAAAGGGGCAGCUUGUAUAAUGCUUAACCCUUCUUAUUACACAAAUGGGAAAGCAACAGAUCUUAUGGACACACGCUAUCUGCCUUUGUAUGGAAGUAGUGGAUUGUCUACUGUUGUUCUACCAAUUCUAGUCGCUUUGUUUCUGCUUUAA